UGCCUUGCCACCAAUUCUUUCGCUCCCCUCCUCUCCACUCCCUCCCCAUCCUUUUCUCACUCUCCCCUUCCCUUCGACAAAUACUCCAAAAUAGCCAUGGGAGCCAAGAAGAAGACAAAAUCCAGCAGCGAUGUACAAGAACCGAAGGCUACACCUCCAGAGGUGAUGACGGCACUGCCAGCGAACCACAAGAACGCAGCAAACGUCUUACUCGGAUCCCUUGCGGAGCUCGAGGAUAUGCUCGCACCCUUGUUUGCGACAAAGUCAUCCUUGUCAGAGACACUCGCGAAACUCGAUAUCGAGAAGCGGUGUCAGCUCGAGUUGUUGAUGGCCUAUACUAUCAAUACCCUUGCCUUCAUCAACUUGAAGGCAAACGCCAAGGCCCCUUCAUCUCACCCCGUCAUGCAGGAAUUGAAACGAAUCCAAGUGUACAUAGAACGGUUCAAGAAGGCCACUUCUCCAGGCCACAACCGCUCAGCUAUGGAGGUCGACAAAGCUGCAGCCGCACGGUUCAUUAAAGGCGCAUUGGUAGCGAAUGAGAUCGCAGAUCGCAAAGCCGCCGCCGAGGCUGCAUCAGGGGAAGAUGCAGAACCAGAGGAACCAGUGUGGGCAGAACCAGAAGGAACACACACGCGGUUCUUGGAGGAUGAGGGGUUGGGCUCGGAGGAUGAUAUGGACAAUACGCCGGCACCAGUGGUGGCAUCAAACACAGCAGGUGUGGGAGCAGGAUCAUCACCAUCAGGAGCAGGAACAGUAACAGAAGCAGGAGCAGAACCCUCAACAUCUCGCAGGAAGCGCAUGGAUCCGUUUCAAGGAUAUGAAGAUGGACAGAAGAAACCGAAGUCGAAAUAAUAUCAAUCGGAUUGAAUAUGGGCAUAGACAUGAACGUGGAAGAGCGAUUUUGCAUACAUAAUAAAUGCUCGUCAUAUUGACUGAACGCAACACUUCCUCAUUGGACUAUUACGAGUAU
This is a messenger RNA of Gamsiella multidivaricata, 970 nucleotides long. RefSeq lists its product as uncharacterized. Gene Ontology annotation, molecular function: RNA binding; DNA binding. Gene Ontology annotation, biological process: maturation of 5.8S rRNA; regulation of gene expression. NCBI's taxonomy places the organism in Eukaryota, Fungi, Mortierellomycota, Mortierellomycetes, Mortierellales, Mortierellaceae. The record is from RefSeq and is a predicted model, not a curated record. The transcript has 3 exons. Bases 97 to 852 code for a protein of 251 amino acids. Gene Ontology annotation, cellular component: nucleolus; exosome (RNase complex).